Messenger RNA from Eutrema salsugineum, 594 nucleotides. RefSeq names its product heat shock factor-binding protein 1. Gene Ontology annotation, cellular component: nucleus; cytosol. The record is from RefSeq and is a predicted model, not a curated record. The transcript is spliced from 5 exons. Bases 131 to 388 code for a protein of 85 amino acids. NCBI's taxonomy places the organism in Eukaryota, Viridiplantae, Streptophyta, Magnoliopsida, Brassicales, Brassicaceae. Gene Ontology annotation, molecular function: transcription corepressor activity. Gene Ontology annotation, biological process: cellular heat acclimation.
GUUUGGGUAAAUCCUUAAUAGUAGUGAUGCUUUUUCUGUUCUUGGUGAUACACACACAUCGCUCAUCUCCCUCGUCUCAUUCGCUUCUCGCUGAAUCCAAAUUCUCCAUCGUUCGAUCAGACACCUAGAAAUGGAUGGGCAUGAUUCUGAGGAUACUAAGCAGAGCACUGCUGAUAUGACAGCUUUUGUCCAAAAUCUUCUGCAGCAAAUGCAAACUAGGUUCCAGACAAUGUCGGACUCCAUCAUCACAAAGAUCGAUGACAUGGGAGGCAGAAUCAAUGAGCUGGAGCAAAGCAUCAAUGAUCUAAGAGCUGAGAUGGGAGUAGAAGGCACUCCUCCUGCCUCCAAAUCAAGCGAUGAACCCAAAACACCGGCUAGUUCCACUUAAAAACUUAAGUUCAUCAUCUGUUUUUUCUUAUGGCUGCUGCAUCUGCAGAAAAAUCUAUGAAAAUUGUUAAGAGCAGUAUUACUUAUUAUUUUCCAGUUUUAAGACAAGAAUAUGUUGUUCUGUUCAUCAAAUAGAUUGAUGAUGUGGUACAUUAUAAUUAUUCUGCAUCUAUGAAUUCCUUUCUAUGUUGGUUUUGAGAGAACUGA